AUGGCAGAGAACACGAGGCUCGGUACGCUCAUCAGAGUCUCCCUAAAGCUUCGACCAAGUCGCGAAAACGAGGUAGAACCAACACUAAAGCUAAAGGCGAUUGCGACUAAACAGAAGACGCAUGGGAAACGCUACGUGUAUCGAUUCGACUUCACCGGUCUUUUGGCUAACCUACACCAGUCUACUGUACAACUGCCUGCCUUAGAUGCCGCUUCAACCUCUUUUGAGUCCUGCUUAAGCCAAAAAGAACCCAAACUAGGCUACGAUUCAAAUGAAAUAGGACAGAUGAUUAAAUCGACAGAGCAAACUAGGUCUUGCUCGCAUAUUAAGCAGAGCAUCUUCCAGGUCCCCAAUUCAAGAAGCCGCCCGCAUCCAGCCUCCCAAGGCCUUGCGGUAAAACCGAUUAGAGUCUGGCAGGAGCGUUGGUGGCGAAAGGGCAGAGAUAGAAUUAAAGGACUUGAUCUCGAGAUCAAUGAGGAUAUUGGUGGCCAUCUCUGCGGCGAUAGUACAAAUGGGACUAUUGAAAAAAGCCGUAUGCAAACAGAGAAAUCAUUAUUGACAAGUCCAUCCACUUCCCCGAAGAAGUCUAGAGCUCAGACAAUGAGUGGUAGUCUAAAAAUGAAUAGUAUGCACAACAAGAGAGAUAUUUCUCGAGGUGAACAUAGUCUGAGACGAAGAAACGUUGCAGGAGGGCUAAAGAGAGUCUCCAGAGGGUUAGAAAGCGCAUGCCCCGAAGGACCAUCGAAGAAGCAAGAACAAUCAUCCAUCUGGCCUACUUCCUGGGAGUCAACCAACAUCCUUUGGUUAUCCACGGGUGGCCGACCUUGGGGAGAGCAUAGCGAAAACCACGAUACACCUAUGAAGCAAGCUUUACUUUUUGAAUCGACGUCUCGUCCAUCUGUGGUCCAACAAGAGGAUCACUCGUGGCUGGAUUCUGAAGCUUGUCAACAGACUGACGGCGCCGGAACAGCCGAAUUAAAUAACUGGUUGAAGGAGGCAGCUGCCUACAUGCAAUGGUUAGGAGGCUUGAGUCUCGCAAGCCAACUCGUACGCUGGUCAGAGUUGGCUGCACUCCCUCAGGAUCAUUAG
Messenger RNA from Protopolystoma xenopodis, 1089 nucleotides. Lineage: Eukaryota; Metazoa; Platyhelminthes; Monogenea; Polystomatidea; Polystomatidae. The record is from the annotation of a GenBank genome assembly.